This is a messenger RNA of Botrytis deweyae, 201 nucleotides long. RefSeq lists its product as uncharacterized. The record is from RefSeq and is a predicted model, not a curated record. NCBI's taxonomy places the organism in Eukaryota, Fungi, Ascomycota, Leotiomycetes, Helotiales, Sclerotiniaceae. Bases 1 to 201 code for a protein of 66 amino acids. The transcript is spliced from 5 exons. Gene Ontology annotation, biological process: mitochondrial electron transport, ubiquinol to cytochrome c.
AUGUCUUCCGCAAGCCGUCCUCUUUACAACUUCCUUUUCCGAAAGAACUAUGUGUUCCUCGGUGCAGUAUUUGGUGCUGCUUUUGGAUUCGAGAUGGCAUACGAUUCAAUCACAGAUCGAGUUUGGGACUCUAUAAACAAGGGACGUCAAUGGAAGGAUAUCAGAGCGAGAUAUGUUGAGGCUGCGGACGACGACGAGUAG